CUUUUCAAAUUGUCAAAACUCAAAAUUAAAAAAAAAAGAUAAAUAUCAAUAAUAAGACAGUUUUACAAAAAAUAUUUUUUUUUAUUACAUAAAAAACUUCUUAAUUGUAAAAUUUAAGUGAACUUUUUUCCAAUAACACUAAACCCGAAGUAACAAAUAUAAGGCGCGAGAACGAUGGUAAAACGAAAAUCGAGCCUAAAAUCGAACCGAAAAUCAACCGGAAAAGGAACUAAGCCAAUAAAAGUGGAAAAGGAAUACACAAUACUAACACCGGAGGAACAACAAACUCGCGAUGCCAAAUAUGCAAUGCGUUUAGCGGAUUUGCGAACAUGUCUAUCCUUCAUCGAUGAGGCGUUCCUGAAAGUGGAAGAACUAAAACACGGCGAGGAUGUGAUAGAGAAAUGGCAAAACUAUUUACUUUGUGAUGGUCUGCCAAAACCAUAUAUACCACCAGCUGUACGUUUGUUCUUUGAGAAAUUGAAGUUUUUCGAUCGUUUCAAUACGGAGAAAACAAUUGAUUGGCUGCUGUCGGUGGAUGAGCGUAGUGUAUUGUCACAGGACAUAUAUGGCAAGGAUAUGACGCGCCGGGCAUUAAUUAAAGAAAUUCGUCCCAAUUUCGGAGAUGAAUACAAAGCCAACAUCGAUUUACUAUUAAAAGUUAUAAAGAGUAUCGAUUAUUAUGGCGAUGAUGAUACAAAAACAGUGAAAGCGCCGAUACGUAUUUUGCGCGAUAUCUUAGAUCAAAAGAAAGCGGCUUAUCAGGAAAUAGAGCACUAUUUCGAUCACUAUGCAUAUCGUAUAUUAUCAUCCGAAGAUUCCUAUAUGGAAUCAGUGAAUGCCACCACAGCUGAAUAUUGUUAUGAAUGCGACAACUUUGGCAUACACAUUUGGACGUUAAAAAAUGUGCCUAUACUCUUUCGAUUUCUAGAUGUACCUUGCAUUGAGGCAAAUUUACAUAAACUUAAAGUUAAAAUCAUAUUGCCCUACUCUAUAUUAAAAGAAAACCUUACCAUAAGAGGCAUACAUUUCUUAUUCGAUCCAUUUAGUGAGAAUGCAAAGAGCUUUAAGCAGGAUAUAAAAGAUGUUGUGGAAGACUUGACCGCUGGCAUACCGGAUAUACACGAAUGUUUGGUGCAUGAACAUUUCCUACAAGUGGAUUUGCAAAAUCAAGUGCGCACGAAAUUGAUGGAGCGACGCGCCGAAUAUGAGAGUAAAGUGCACGCGCUAAAUGAACAGCUGGAAAUGCUAAAGAAAUCCAAGUCUGCAGAUGAUGACAAAAAGAAAGAGCCGAAACUUAUAAAGCUGCCAAAAGAACCGCCUAUAAUAACCGAUAAUACGUUUCCGGAUAUCUGGGAGGACUUUUUACAAUUGGAAAAUGAACGUUAUAACAAUUUCAUAAACAAUAUUUACAAUCCAGAUUCGUUGCAAUUGGAACAUGAUGAGAUAAAUUUAAAAAAAUAUUCAAUACUUGGUGGCAUAUAUCAAUUGUAUUUUGUUAAGAAGCCUAUACAUUACAACUUCAACGAUUUCACUAUGACAUGGCAUGAGAAUAAUGGCGAUUUGGAAAUUAUUAAAGACGUCAUAGCAGAGGAAGUUUUACCGCCAGCUAGUUCACGAAUGUCGCUACGCUCCAGUUCAUCGUUUGUACGUACUUCGGCAAUAUCUAGGCGCAGCGUGGCACGUCUAACGGCGGCCGAAUUAAGUGAACUCUUUAUGCCGCCACCACAGAAUUGUGAUAGUCCGAAUUUUGUGAUAACAAUUGAAUUGCCCGAAUAUUUAUGCUUAUGGGGUGGUGAGCCAUUAGCAUGUCAUUACGAAGAUGAUUUAGUUGGCUAUGUCACGGAAAAAUUGUCCAACGUCGAUAUACAUAGAGUAAAUCCAUCGCUACCCGUUGAUGAUCAAAACAAAGCAAUGUCGAAAGAUCGUGGCAGCACAACGUUCACUAAUCCUUCGGUGGAUCUUUCAUAUACGCCCCGACAAUCCUCUUCCAAUCUUUCGGUGCGCACGAAACGUUCGUUUUCGAAUAUAUUUCGUCCAUCGAUUGCAUCGUUGGUUACUUCCAUAUCACCACAACAGCAGAUGCAUCCAUCAGUCACUUCUACGAUGAUUGAGGAUUUUAUUUUGGAUUUGCCCUUGAGUUUGGUGCAAAUACGGAAUAUACAAAGAUAUUGUGUACCAAGAAUUAUAUCGUCUUUCAAGUUUCCCGUAGAAUUGCAGGAUGAAGCCAACGAAGAACAGCGUGGCAAACCAAAAAAGGGUGGUAUAUUGCUACGAAAGCGUGUCUCCGAGGAUAGUGAACAAUUGGAGGCAGUUAAGGAAUUUCAGUAUGAUGGCCAAAAUAAUCCUGAGCGCAUUUUUCCAAUUUUACCACGUCUCGAAAAGAUACAUAUGGAAUAUGUAAUACAUGAUAAGGACACAGAUACUAUUACACUUUCAGGUACAAAGUAUCCAGUGAGUUUCUCCGACUUGGUACACACACUGGACCAAAUUAAGGCGUCGUAUCAGAGCGGCUAUAAGCACACACUACAAGUUCCCGAUCGGAAAAUGAACACUAUUUUAUUUAAGGAUCAUAAGAAGAAAAUGAAAACUAUCAGGUCAGAAGAGUCAUUUUCGAAGACACCAACUGUCUCACAAUCCUCGGCAAGUAUACAAACGUCAAGGCAUAAAUCUAUGAAGCGUAAAACGCGUUGGAGCGAUUUAGAUAUACUAAAGGGUAAAGGAGAUAAGGAGCGUUUGCGUUCGGACGUUAGCGUAAAACCGGAAAUGGAAAAGGAGAUGGAAAAAGAAAUAGAUAAAGAAGAAGAAGAAGAAGAAAAAGAGGAGGAAGAACUAUCUAAAGAGGCCGAGGAAGCGCCAGAACCUGAAAAUGAAGUUAAGCAAAAAACAUUUCAGUAUGCACACUGGACAACUAAAUACAUCAAUAGAACACAAUAUGAAAAAGAUAAACAUAAGAUCACCAUUUGGACUGAUAGAUUGGGUACCAUUGGUUUGGCAUACAAGUUAUACGAGCAUUUCCCCUUUAAAGAUUGGAGAGUCGAACCUGACAUGGAAAAUGAAGGCGAAGUAAUUUUUACACUGGAGACCCAAUAUGUUAGAUGUGUGCUUAACAUUUCAGCUCAAGGAUAUCGUGGUUAUGUAACAGAACCAACAAAAGGUUAUGUACGGCAUCGCAAAAUUUAUAUGGACAUAAAAGAGCCAAUAACGGACUUUAAGGAAUUGAAAAAGCGUUUCCACGAUCGUUUUUUGAAUAUAUUUUCGAAUCAUGAUGCUCGCUUUUAUAUAGAGAAUGGUUACUUUUCUGAGAAACAUUUAGCCUGUGAAUUACACACCUACUCUUGCAUAGCGUUACAUUGUCUGAUGUUGAAAUAUACACGAUCCGAUUGGAAUCGUUUGGCUAACCGUCGUGAUAUAAUAUUAAACUUUGGACAUUGUCGUGAUCCACCAGAAAAUAUGAUGCAAGUGCAUAUAACUCCGGAAAAUUCCACCUUUGUGGAAAUAAAAGAGUUGUGUUCAGAUAAUUUGGAUGUAUUCUUGCUGGACUACACAUUGACUUGGCGUAAUAUAGAUAAUUACUGUGACUUCCAUCAUCUCAUUAUGUCUGCAUUUGUUUCCGCUAUUGACAAUCGCUGCAAAGAUCCGAAACUCAUGGUGAACGUUAAAAAUUUACUUUACGAAAUACGUCCGCUAAGUUACUCAUAAAUUAAUUUCCAGAAAUAAACGAAAAAUAUGAUUUUUAAUUUAUUUUAGUUUUUUUUUAUUAUCUUAAUGUAUUUUAAAUUUGUCUCGAAGUAUACAAUAGAUCUGAAUAUGUAUCUUUGAUUUUACAUAAUGCACAAAGUUUGUUUGAAAGCGCAUGCAAAUUUACAUUGUUCGAGAAUUAAACCACACAAUUCCCUUCAUUUACAACAAAUGUUAUGUUCUUGCACUAUUAAAUGCUUAAAUUUACGUAUUGCAAAUGAAAGUUAAUCGAAAACAUAUUGCUCCAAAUCUAAUCGUGGAAUGAGUUUGGUUUGUUUGCAUACUUUUUUUCAAUUAGCAGCAAAUAAUAAUAAAUGGCAAUCAGCAAUGUUAUGGAAAUUGAAUUUAACCGUAGAAAAUUAACUUAUUCACUAAACUUAACAGCAAAAGUGUACAUUGGAAAUAACUGGCAAAAGUAUAAAUGUGUGCACACAGCAGCAAGUGGCUAUAUGAGUAGCUUAAGAUAAGCAAUAUUUCCUAUGGCCACUAUUAAUCUCUUUCUGUUACACUGAUGACGUCGACAUUGCCAAAUAACCGAAAAUGUUGCUACAGGUGUACGCUUGCUGUUUUUUUUUUUGUUGUAUGUUCGCUGUUGACAUUAUGUACACACAAUACUUUUGCUACAUCGUUUCUUCUGAUUCCUUAAGAACGGUUGUAUUUACCCCAAAUAUGCAGCAUGAAUACGGAGGCAAUGAAAAG
Zeugodacus cucurbitae (melon fly) is the source of this 4437-nucleotide messenger RNA. RefSeq lists its product as uncharacterized. Lineage: Eukaryota; Metazoa; Arthropoda; Insecta; Diptera; Tephritidae. The record is from RefSeq and is a predicted model, not a curated record. The coding region runs from base 175 to 3699 and encodes 1174 amino acids. The transcript is spliced from 15 exons. Gene Ontology annotation, molecular function: microtubule binding; beta-tubulin binding.